Boleophthalmus pectinirostris (great blue-spotted mudskipper) is the source of this 5175-nucleotide messenger RNA. RefSeq names its product radical S-adenosyl methionine domain containing 1 (gene rsad1). Gene Ontology annotation, molecular function: coproporphyrinogen oxidase activity; 4 iron, 4 sulfur cluster binding. Gene Ontology annotation, cellular component: cytoplasm. Bases 196 to 1551 code for a protein of 451 amino acids. Gene Ontology annotation, biological process: porphyrin-containing compound biosynthetic process. The transcript has 9 exons. NCBI's taxonomy places the organism in Eukaryota, Metazoa, Chordata, Actinopteri, Gobiiformes, Gobiidae. The record is from RefSeq and is a predicted model, not a curated record.
AUCAGCUGUUCAAAGCAUGGACUAUAAAUGUAAAUAGUUGACUUUUCCAUUUCGUUAAAUUGUCAAAUGCGAUUUGUCUUUAACGUGCAAGCCCAUUUAUUUAUUUACUUUCUAUACGCCGAGGAGACCUUUAUGAAAAGGAAGAAACCUAAAUAAGAGUCAGUUAGUUUUGAACACUUUUAACGCCCUUUCGAGAUGAUUGUUCAGACUUCCCGGGCGCUGAGGCGAGCCGUGCCCGCCUGUGCACGCGUUGUACCCCGGCAUUUAUUCUCUGACAUCCCUGGAACAGAAGACUUAAGUGAGGAUGAACUGCAGAAAACAGCUUCUCUCUACGUGCAUUGGCCUUACUGUAUCAGAAGAUGUUCUUACUGCAAUUUCAAUAAGUAUAUUUCCAGAUCAAGCAAUAAUGAAAACAUGACUAAGUGCCUCCAGAAAGAGACACAAACUUUGCUUCAACUUAGUCACGUUUCAUGGUAUGUCAACAUCACAUCUGUGUUUUUCGGAGGAGGAACACCAAGCCUAGCCCCUCCUUCCACAAUCGCAGCAGUGCUCAAAUGCAUUUCACAACAUGCUCAUAUUCCUCACAAUGUUGAAGUAACUCUGGAGGUCAACCCCACCCCCCUUGGAAGGUCAAAGUUGGAGGAUUUUUACCAUGCUGGGGUGAACCGUUUCUCAAUUGGUGUCCAGACUCUCAAUGAUGAUGAUUUGGCAGUUUUGGAAAGAGACCACAGUUCCCAUGAUGCACUGCGCACCAUUGAAGAAGCAUCACGUCUGACUCCUGGCAGAGUUUCUGUUGACCUCAUGUUUGGGCGUCCUGGGCAGACUAUCCAAUCCUGGGACUCUGAGUUGAGGGAGGUGUUGCAGAUUUGUGAUGACCACCUGUCUCUGUAUCAGCUCACUGUGGAAAGAGGCACACAGCUUUUUAAACAGGUACAGUGUGGAGAAGUGAUUGUGCCUGGGGAGGAAGUUAGUGCAGAGAUGUACCAAAGAGCCAGGACUAUCCUCCACCAACACGGCUUUCAGCAGUAUGAAGUAUCAAACUUUGCAAGACAUAAUGCUGUUAGCCAUCACAAUCUGAGUUAUUGGGAAGGGAAACAGUACAUUGGAGUUGGACCAGGGGCACAUGGCAGAUUCGUCCCACUGGGAGAGGGGGGAGUUUGCAGAGAAGCCAGGACACAGACUUUGGAGCCUGAAGUUUGGAUGUGUGAGGUCCAGAAGAGGGGACAUGGCACCCGGAGAAGGAUUCAUCUCUGUCAACAUGAACUACUAGAGGAGGUGUUGGUGAUGGGAAUGAGAAUGACCAAAGGCAUAACGCACAAGCACUGGCAGUGUUUCAGCCCACACGUGAACCUCCACCAUAUUUUUGAUUCAUCCCCCGAUGUACAAGAUUUACGUCAAAGUGGCAAACUAAUACUUGAUGAAAGAGGCCUUCGUUGCACAUAUGAGGGACUUGCCUUCCUGGACAGCAUACUUCCGACUCUACUCUUGGAAAUUGAACGGAUUUAUGCUCCAAAACAAAAAGACAGUAACAGUUUUUACAAUCCGAGGUGACAACAACAUGGAUAAAGGUACAUUUUCACCUGAUGACUGAUUAAUACCUUAUAUAUUAUAUAAUAUCUGACAUACAUACAAAUUUACUCUUGUGAGCUUUAAGUCAUGUUAUAAUGCUGUCACCUCAUCAAAAACAUACCAGGAGUUUUUUGUUUCAUUCACACAUAACCCUUUAUUAUUAAUCUGUCUAGAUCUCCAAAGCUCAGAAUGCUGUGUUCCACCUUGUGAUGUCAUUUAGUGGUAGUUUUCAAGUGAACACCUCCUUUUACCUAUUGUUUAAUAGAAAUUGCCUGCUCCAGAGCUAUAAUCAUCCAAAUGAUUCUAGUGAAGGUAUAUGAAGUUUAAAAACAUAGUGGAGGGCUUCCUGUGUCACCACAUGACAUCACAAGGUGGAACAAAGUGUUUUCUGUUUGAAAAGAACUCAGCCUAAAUACGCAGCGUGAAUGAAACAAAACACAAGAGAAAACCUUAUAACACAGACUAAAAAUAGCAUAAUAUUUUCCUUUUAACCUCGGCUUGAGCCUUUAUCACUUUUUGUUGGCAAUAUUUUUUAUUAACAAAAUGAAUCAUGCUCUUCAGAGGUAUACUUUUCAUGUUAACUCAGUUGGGCUUGACUAAUUAAUAACUGAAUUAAUUAGUUAUGACAAAACCUGUGACAGAGAAGUUGAAUCAGGACCAUCAGGAUUUACAUCAUAAUUGGAUUAUUUUUAUUCUCUCUAUUUCAACCUUGUUUUGCAGUGAUGACUACACAAACAAAAAUGUCACCUUCUCAAUGCACUCUUAUUAUUGGACAGGAAAUGGCUUGUUGUUGAGUUGGUGGGAAUAUGUGUUAAUUUGUCAUGAGUAGGCGUGUGUAAUGAGAUUCAGUGGUCUAUCUGUCCUUUUGUUAAUAUGCCUACUACAAAACCUCUCAGUGUCUUUUUUUCCUAAUAAUGGAAAUGUAUUCCAGUCAUAUUGCAUUCAUCACAAUUACAAAAGCUUUGUUGUAGCUGUCGUAUAAAAAGGCCUUGGGCAAUAAGGACUGUUUGAGCUCUCUCCAUGGUGCUGAAUCCUCCGAAUUUAUGACUUUGUUCCUGUUGCCCACUCACUACUUUUCACUGUGCGAGACACCUCAGCUCUGCUAUUUUUAAGUAUCAAGGCUUCUCUCGCUCUACGCUUUCAAUAAUAUCUUAAAAGUUAUUGUAGUGGUUUAAAGGGAGUGAAUCUUUUAUAUAUUUUUUAUCAAAAUAAUUCCUAUAAAUACGGUUUUAAAAGAUAAUUUUAAAUACAUUCAUUUCAUUUACUUAAUUGAUGGUCAUCUGUAAAAACCACAGAUCCCUCAAGAAUCAAGAAUCUCCUCAAUAGAAAUGAUUAAUGUGCAGAAAAUAACAAAGGUCUUGUGACAUAUAAACAGCCUUUAUUAAAUAAUUCUUACAUACAAAAAAUACAAAAUGUUAUAAUGCAUUGGUCCAGCCAAAUGCUAUAGGAGUAUAACUCCUUACAUUAUAUGACAUUGCAGCAUACUACUACAAUUGGUUUUCCAAGAAGGCUCAAAUUCAUUGAAUCUGACACCUCUCGGGUUUGGAUGAUUUUGUGCUUGAUCCAAGCACUAGCUUCAGAUCCGUGGUGAAACUGGGUCUGCGCGCCAAUGGAUCCACGGCCCCACAUGGCGCACGUGCCUUGUGCGUCUUGCUGCUUCUGCCCCUUUGGCUCGCGCACAGAGACUGGUAGCUGAGGAUGGGGAUGAUCUCGUGACGGGACGGGCUCGUUUCGUCAGGCAAACCGCCCAGUCGGGCCAGCGCACGGAACAUGAUUUCCAGUCCUGUACUGUUCUUGGCGGAGGUUUCGACGUACGUAACGUCUUCACCCAAUGUUUUGACCACUUCAGAGCGGCCCAUGACUCUCUGGGAUGCGCCCAGGUCCGUCUUGUUCCCACAGACCACUAUAGGGACCUUGGCCGGAGUCUUCAUUUUGAGAAACUUUGUCUUUGCAGAUUUGAUCUCACUGAACAGCUCACACACUUCUCGGAAAGAGUCUCUGCUGUCCAAACUGAAGACGAGCAGAAAGAUGUCACCUGGAAAAGCACAGUGAUGUUAGUAUUUGUAAAACACACAUUGUUCUUGAAUAUUCAUUAAUCUAUGAGACCCACCUGUGAGGAUAGACAGUCUGCGCUUCGCGGGGAAGUCUCUCUCGCACGCCGCAUCCAGCAGAUCCACUCGGUACGUCUCUCCUCCGAUGUGAAACAGCUUUCUGUGAAAGUCCUCUCUAGUGGGUUCAUAGUGCUCUUUAAAGUCUUUACCCAAAAACCUGAGCAGGAGGUUGGUUUUGCCCACCUUUGGCGCACCGAGCACGACUAUCCUCUGGCAGUUUUGCGGCUUUAUCCGCCCGAGAUCCAUGUUAUCUACUGACUUUUUCACUAGUUUUUCACUGGAUACUUGUCUCUGGCCAGAGCUAGACCGGGCUGACCUCGUCAUUUUCACAUGUCCUCCCCGGCAGUCGUGGACCGUUUUUACGAUGCUCAUGCCCGCCUUGGACAAACUGAACGUGCUGGGAUGCUGAAUGAAGGACGCUCUGUGCGUCAACAGGUGCGAAACGCCUAGGGGCUGCUGUCCGAGGAGGCUGAACAGGUCGAGGAUGCCAUCAAAAGGAAGGUAGCCCUUCUCAGUUGAGUUCAUCUCAGUUAUCUGUUUGUCCGGACGCCCCGAUGUUCAGAGCCUUACCGAGAUGUCUGCCUCUCAAUUUUGAGUCUCCGCAUGAUACAGUCACCAUUUUUAUAAGCACGCACCAGGCGCGCGCUCUGCGUCAUCAAGUGUCAUCAACAAUUUCCUUCCUUUUAUAGUAGGUUAUUAUGCCGGCCAAUAGCCCCCCAGUUUAACUCGCGAUUUCUCUGUGAAGAAUAUUUAGCACUAGAAAAGUCUAGGACAUCGCAUCCUCAGGCAUUUGGCAAAUUCACAUAGUUUGUGCCUAACAAUAACACCCUUAUGCUCAUACUUUUUUGGCUCUAUUUAGAAAUACUAUAUGCCUUAUGCUUUUAUUUAUUUGAUUAUUUAUUUAUUCACUCUUUAUUUACUAUAAUUUCUUAUUUCCUUAUGUUGAAGGGACAGUGAAAUUAAUCCACAUGCUCCAAAUGAGUACAUAUACCUAUCACUGCACGGACCAAACAGUCACGAUCUGCAUUUGUUACAACUCAUGCUCUGUGAUUCACACUGUUGUCACUGGUCAUCACAAAGCAUUAAACAAAUAGCCUGUGUGUGUAUAUGUAAUAAGCUAAAAUGAACACAUUGAUGUAUAUGACACAACAUUUUGUUGGAAUGGUUACAAUUGAUUGGCAUCGUGCGACUGUAGAGACCUCAAAGCCUCCUUUUGAUGAAGCAAGGACACUGUCUGAAUGAAGAGGAUGCUCUCAACUGUUCCUCUGGGAGACAUGAAGAGUGCAGUGGGCUGCCUGUACUCACUCAGAACACUGAUGCUUCUGUCAUGGCCAAUUUGAAUAAGUGUAGCCGUAGCCCUGUUAUGAUGGAAAUUCAGGGAUUUUUUUUUCUAUAGUUCUGCUAUUAGUGAAGUAUUGUUUGUAAAAUGUGAAAAUAUGUAAAUACAAAGAUAUGCAAAAUAUAGCAGUGCUGCAUUAAAUAUUUCUAGCUUUUC